Messenger RNA from Austrofundulus limnaeus, 1080 nucleotides. Its product is annotated as ES1 protein homolog, mitochondrial. Lineage: Eukaryota; Metazoa; Chordata; Actinopteri; Cyprinodontiformes; Rivulidae. Bases 38 to 799 code for a protein of 253 amino acids. The transcript is spliced from 4 exons. The record is from RefSeq and is a predicted model, not a curated record.
UUUAAAAGAAGAAGAAGAAGAAGUCACAUCGUCAGCCAUGCUCCUGCAGCUCCAUCACUGUUUUCGCAGUGUGCUGACUGUCAGGACGGUCCAAAGCUUAAAUAAACGUUAUUAUUCCUCAGAAAUGGCUAAACGCGUGGCGGUGGUGCUGUCGGGCUGCGGAGUUUAUGACGGCAGUGAAAUCCACGAAGCCUCCGCUAUCCUGGUGCAUCUGAGCAGAGGAGGUGCCAGUGUGCAGAUGUUUGCUCCCAACAUAGAUCAGAUGCACGUGGUGAACCACCUGAAAGGUGAACCGUCUCAGGAGAAGAGAAACGUUCUGGUGGAGAGCGCCAGGCUCGCCCGUGGAAACAUCCAGGAUCUGUCUAAACUCUGUGCCAAAGACCACGAUGCUGUCAUAUUCCCAGGUGGUUUUGGGGCGGCAAAGAACCUUUGCACAUGGGCGGUGCAGGGGAAGGACUGUGUGGUUAAUGAGGAGGUGAAAGCCACCCUGCAGGCGUUCCACAGCGAAGGGAAACCCAUCGGCCUCUGCUGCAUCUCACCUGUCCUGGCUGCCAAAGUGUUCCCCGGGUGUGAGGUCACAGUGGGCAUUGAGAAGGACGACAAGUACCCAGAUACUGCUGACACGGCAGCGGCCAUCAACCAGCUGGGCUGCAAACACGUGAGCACGAGUGUCGCUCAGAGCCACGUGGACCAGAAGAACAAGCUGGUCACCACCUGCGCAUUCAUGUGCAACGCUCCGAUUCACGAGGUCUUUGAUGGGAUCGGCUCGAUGGUGCAAGGUGUACUGAAACUGGCCUGAAGUCACUGAGGGGGGCGGUGGGGUGUGCAGCAGGUCUUCUCAGCAGAAGUUCUACUGAUGAGCCCAGAGUGAGAAUAGAGUCGAUAUAAAAACACAUCCAGAUAUUCUUAAAAUACAUGUGUUGCUGUGGCAGUUUUAACAACUUUAUGGCAUAUCUAGUGUUUGACUCAUCACCUUUCAACAAUUUUUAGAAAAUGAGUGAGCAUAUGAUAAAAGAAGCAGUUUUCCUGUUCAGUUCAUUUCAAACCCGAGAAAUAACAAUAAAAAAGUGCAUAAAUAAA